Molecule: messenger RNA, 3119 nt
Organism: Manduca sexta (tobacco hornworm)
Lineage: Eukaryota; Metazoa; Arthropoda; Insecta; Lepidoptera; Sphingidae
Product: chaoptin-like
Exons: 3
Coding region: 760-3021 (753 amino acids)
Molecular function (GO): protein binding
Source: RefSeq, a predicted model, not a curated record
UAUGUAUUUAAGCUGUCUUUUUUUAAACAGUAUAGAUACAUAACAAUAAAAUAUAUUAUUUUUCGUGGCAUAGGACAACAUCAAGCAAGCUCUGAGUUUAAAUUAUUACACCGUCCAUAAAUAGUUUUUAUGCCAGAAGAAUCUUCGAUACUCUGCAACGAGACAGGAAAGAAGAUUUUUUUUGUUAUAUACAGAAGUAUAUAAGCGGACUUAAUGCCAGAGGCAUUUUCCACCAGUCGGCCUUAGGGUGGUGCAGAGAUAAACAAGUUGGGUGGCCUUACAUUACUCCUUUCCGGAACAAAAAUCAACUAGAAGGAUUAUAAAUAUGUAUUAUCUGAUAUCACACAGCAUUCCGAGAAUGAUGUAAGAAUUCAUAUUUGUCACUUGACUGUACGUCGUUCAACUAUUUUUAUUUGUCCGGUGAUUUAUGAUAUUCACAUGUACUUAUUGAGUUACCUAGGGAUCAAUAGGGACUAUUUCUGCAUGAACGACUCUGAUACGUACAAUUUCGCUACUCUUAUCAUUAUCAAUGAUAACACGUCACUAUUUUGACUCAUAUAAUGUAAUCACCUGCCGGCGUACGCUCGUCAGGCAAUUGUGUGCGUAAAACAAUUGAGUGUAGUUAAUUAAUAAAAAAAAAAUUACAGGAUUAUUUUCUUAAGAUAUAUAAACCAGUGUUGCCUGCCAAGAUAAUGAGUGUUGUGUAAAUGAAUUUUCUGUUAAAUCGCGCGGAAAAGAUAGUAAUGAAAGCAAGACGUGAUGAUUCGUUUGCUUGUCGUUUUUGGCCCCCUGGUGCUAUGGAGUUUCUUAGCGUCUGGAGAAAUGUUGGAUUUCGAUGACAGGAAUACUAGCGAUUUAUGCUACCUUUGCGCCUGCAGUCUUGACAAAACAUAUGUUGACUGUUCUCGUCGAGGUCUCACCGACAUUCCCGAAGGUCUUGGUUCAGAGGUGAAGAAACUAAACAUCUCUUAUAACGAAAUUAGUAUUUUCCCGCCAUCAAUAAAUAGGUUUUAUAACCUCAACGCGCUGGACAUAAGAGGAAAUCGUCUCACAGAGCUACCAGCCAAUGCACUGCAAAAUCUCACAACACUGGAAGUGUUAAACUUAUCAAAAAAUUAUUUCGAAACAUGGCUCAAUCUAAAUCCCAACGAAGUCUUUGAACCGGCGACACAUUUAAAAACAUUAGAUCUAUCACAUAAUAAGUUCAAGACGAUGGGCAAUUUGGCAAAUCAAGAACUCCUGAUAAGCUCAUCUUUAGAAAUAUUAAUAUUAGAUCACUGCCAAAUAGAUUCUAUACACGGAAGAUCACCAUUAAGUGGUCUGAUAAAUAUUAGAAUUCUUAGCCUGAACCACAAUCCUUUGCAGAGAAUCCACAGCCUUAUAUCGCCGACAUUAAAUAGUUUAUUCGUUAAUAACUGCGAGUUGAGUAAUAUCAAUCGUAAUGAACUCACUUAUCUACCGUCAUUGGUAUACUUGCAAAUGUCUCACAACUACAGAUUAGAGUUAUCUUCUUCAACGUAUAACUUAUAUUCUGAAUCAUUAAAGUUCUUGGACAUAUCUUAUUGUAAUGUAUUGCAACCUAAUCUUCAAGGAUUUCCUAAUUUAAGAAAGGCAGUGCUCAAUCAUAAUAUGGUCAGAUUUUUGGGAAGCAACGAAUUUGCAAACAAUACAAAAUUAGAAUACCUUGAUUUGUCAUACAACAACAUAGGAUCGCUCAGAAGUGACACGUUUAGAGGUCUGAGCAAGCUUAAAUAUUUAGAUUUAUCUUGGAAUGAAAUAGCAGUUAUGCCAGAAGACAGUUUAUUACAAAUGCCAUCGUUAACAAACUUAAAAUUAGCUAGAAAUUAUUUGACAAGAGUUGGUCACCUAAAAUCGAUGUCUAUCACCGUGCUCGACAUAAGUUCGUGUGAAAUAAGCGCUAUAGGAAAAGAUUCAUUAGAAGGUUUGCAGUCUUUGGUCGACCUGGAUUUAUCAAGAAAUUUACUUUCAUAUAUUCCAGAAAGUAUUUCAUCUAAUACGCUAAGAUAUUUAAACUUAAAUUACAAUCGAAUUAGUACCGUUAAUAAUUUCACAUUCUUUAUGCUGCCGAGGUUAACUGGCUUGGCUGUUAUCGGAAAUAGGUUUACAACAAUUUGGAAGAGGUCAUUCUUUGAUUCAAAUGUAUACUUGGAACGGCUAGAUCUCGGUGACAACAUGUGGCGCUGCGACUGCGCCGACGACGGCAUGUUCGAUUUUUACGAUUUCAUCACACUUGAACCUAAUAAAAAAGAAGAGUCUUACAACCUUAUAUGUAACAGCCCCGCAAACGUAAUCGGACAAACAUGGUUGGAAGCUUGUUACUUCAUUUGGAAUCCUAGCGAAAAGAAUCCUAAUAUUGAUAGCUUAAUCUGGUUUAUAAUCGUUAUGAUUAUUACCUUAUCUUUAUGUAUUUUACUUGUUAAUACCAUUCGACGGUCAAUGAAACGUCGUCUAAGGAAUAUACAAGCUGAAAGAGAGAGACAAGUGGAGGAAGCGAGGGAUAGACUAAGGCAAUUACGAAUUCGUGCCGAACAGGAAGCCUUAUGUAAUACGCCAGAUCCGCGUGAUUUGAUUGCACCACCUUCUUAUGAUGAAGCUCUCUCCAUGCCCAAAUUAAAUACAUCAUGUCAUUCUCUAAACGAAACGGGUACUGGUAAGACUAGAAGGAAACGAGGACGUAGGAAAACAAAAUCAAGCGGAGAUUUACUAGAAGAAACUGAGAGGAAUGGUAAUGUUCGAACAUUUGAUGAUAUGGAACUUGCAGAACCUUCUGGAGUCGAUCGACAAAGACGUCCAAGACGAAACAGGAGGUACGGUAGUCACGAAAUAGCAGAGUUGGAUACGUCGCCAGGAGCCCGACGCAGGCAGAUUAUAUCCGAAUAUGUAAAUGAUAAUGUUGACAGCAUUGUUGUGGAAGUGGAAGCAGAGUUAGAAAGACCAUCCCGUCGCACCGAAAGGAGUAUUUCUACUGACGACAACUUACGACACGAAAGUGACUUUUAAAAUAAUAAUUGUAGCAUAAGAUUAAGGUUUAUUACAAUAAUGAACAUGUAAAUAAUAAAUGUUAUUUAUAAUAUAUUUAGAUACAUACACAUUUUUAA